Molecule: messenger RNA, 870 nt
Organism: Amorphotheca resinae ATCC 22711
Lineage: Eukaryota; Fungi; Ascomycota; Leotiomycetes; Helotiales; Amorphothecaceae
Exons: 3
Coding region: 1-870 (289 amino acids)
Source: RefSeq, a predicted model, not a curated record
AUGGCAAAUCUACCCUUGAACUCCUCGAGCAAAUAUUCAAGCCCAUACUCGAGUCUCGAGCAGGAAUGGACAGGGUUUAUGCCAAGACACAUCAAAGCGGUUCGACCAGAACCGUACCUAUAUGGGGUGGCAAUGAAGAUUUUCCCAGACAUGGAGCACUACUUCAUCCUCUCGAAAAUUAACAACUUCCAAUUCAAAGAAUACAACUAUUGGAAGGUCUAUAACAACCCCGAGGUCAACUUCUGGAGGCGCCAGGGACGUGUACACUGUCGACAUCGCCUGGACAUCGCGGCCCUCACCUACGAGGAGCAAACCCGCGCUAUCAGCUUUUGGAGUAGUGUUCGAACCUCGAAAUUAUUCGAGACGUUCAUAUACUUCCUGCUAGGGCUCAAGGGGCUGCGCCAGGUCAUGCUCCACGUCCCCAUCUUGGCAUACAUACCAUUCGAUGAUCGGAUCCUGUAUCAUAAUGUAAUCCAACUGGCGAAUGAGGUCUUAGGUUCCGAGGCUAAAUUGCUCUUUCAGGAUUGGGAUACUUUUGGUGUUAGCCAGCGCCCGCCACGAUAUGUGCCACAGGAGAGCGAAUGGGUGUGGGUUGCUGAGGAUGGCGGGAUGUUGAACGAGGUCUUAACCAAGCUGAUUCGGAAGAGACAGAGAAGAAAGGAGGCAAGAAAACAGCUAAGAGCAAAGGUAUCCGGUUUCGCCAAGCGUGUGAGGGUAAAGUUGCGAUUAGAUGGUGGCCGAACGACAAUGAAUAAUGGAAAGAUGUACACAACACAAUAUGGCGCUUCGCUGAAGUAUAGGAACAGGAAUACCGCAAUGAGACACAUGAAUAAUUGGAUAUCUUCGAUCUAUUACAGUGUCAAGAAUUGA